UUACUUUUUUCAUGUCCAGAUCCUAUGAAUCGAUUGAUUCUUCUACGAAAGAAAGAAAGAAAGAAAGAAGGGAGAGAUCAUAUUAUUUCAAGGGUUUUUCUUCUUAUUAGAGCAAAUCGCAUAGCAAUGCUUCUUCCUCAUCGGUAAAUGUUCAAAUAACCCUUUCUGAUCUGGUCCAUUUAGCUGCUGAAUUUUCUCUGAAAUUUCAGCUUCCCAUAUGGAUUCGAUCUAUUCUACUCUCUUUAACUCGACCCAUUGCGUAAUCAAUUCACACAACAACAUCAACAUCUUCAUCGGGUCUUCAUGAUUAACUUUUUUUCUCCUCGAAGCUGGCAAUCGUAGAAAUAGCCUUAAUAAACUCUUAUUAGCACUAUAAUACUCCUCGAGGAAAGUUUUGAUUUUUACAUGGCAGCCCCGAGGAAUUUGGUAAUUGAGGUUGGCCGUCCUAAAGACGAUAAGAAAGAAGAGGACUCUCCUAUGAACAAGAAACAGAUUGCUGUAAAACUCGAGGGAAGACUCUUAUUAAGCAAAUGGCAAUUAGCUGCCGCUUUGGCUGUUUUCUUUAUCUUCUCCAUUGCUCUUUUCUACAUUUAUUUCACAAUGCCAGCCGCUGACUAUGGCAAAAUUAAGCUUCCCCGCACAAUUUCUGAUCUCCGGGCACUCAAAGAUCACUUAGCAACAUAUGCAGGAGCUUACCCUACAAGAUUUGUUAUUGGUUACUGCUCAACUUACAUAUUCAUGCAGACAUUUAUGAUUCCUGGAACCAUAUUCAUGUCAUUGCUUGCUGGAGCUCUUUUUGGAGUUGUGAGAGGUCUUUUUCUAGUUGUAUUUAAUGCCACAGCUGGAGCAUCAUCUUGUUAUUUCUUGUCAAAGCUUCUAGGAAAGCCUAUUGUUAGCUGGUUGUGGCCUGAUAAGUUGAAAUUUUUCCAGAUAGAGAUUGCAAAGCGUAGGGAGAAGUUGCUGAAUUACAUGCUUUUUCUCAGGAUAACACCGACUUUGCCCAAUCUAUUCAUCAAUUUGGCAUCUCCAAUUGUGGAUAUACCUUUUCAUAUCUUCUUUUUUGCGACAGUGAUUGGUCUUAUACCAGCAUCAUUUAUUACAGUCAAGGCUGGCCUUGCACUGGGAGAGCUGAAGUCAGUUAAAGAUCUGUAUGAUUUCAAGACAUUGUCGGUACUUUUUCUCAUCGGAUCUAUCAUUAUCUUGCCCACCAUUCUGAAAAGAAAGAAAAUCUACGAGUGAGAAGAUCUACGAGUGAGUGAUUGCUUUAAUAGAUUGUGAAACCGAGAAGAUGCAUAGUUCUUUAGUAAGUAAGUCUGGACAUCAAUAUGUUUCUUUAUGUAUUUUAGUAUGUUCUCAAUAGGUGGUUUAUGCUUAUAACUGGAAGUUACAGUAUCCAUAACAUACAUGUUGAGGCUUUGGUGUUAGCUGUAGGUAAUAUCUAAAGGUAGAAGUCUGAUUUUUGGCUACCAUUUCUUCCUUUCUGAAUGGUCUUUUGGGUCUGAAAUUUGAAUUUUGUGAACUUGUAUGAUAUAAUAUUAUUUAUUUAAUUUAAACUCUCUUCAUACAAAUUUGAAAUGGACAUAGCCCUAAUUUACUGUUUC
Impatiens glandulifera is the source of this 1601-nucleotide messenger RNA. RefSeq lists its product as uncharacterized. Bases 406 to 1239 code for a protein of 277 amino acids. Gene Ontology annotation, cellular component: endoplasmic reticulum. NCBI's taxonomy places the organism in Eukaryota, Viridiplantae, Streptophyta, Magnoliopsida, Ericales, Balsaminaceae. The transcript has 4 exons. The record is from RefSeq and is a predicted model, not a curated record.